AAAAUUUGGUUACAGGGAAGUUGCGAUUCAUUUUAUAUAUAAUAAAAACAACGGAAUAGUUACAGUUCAUUCAAAUGACAACAGUAAGACAUUUGCAAAGGCCCACUAUGUUGUUGUGGUUCUCCAACUCCGCCUAGGAACAAGCUAAUUAAAUGCUCCUUAAAUGCUGGGCGUACUUGAGAUAGUUCGGGGUCGAGUCUGGAUAAGUAAGAGUUAAACCUGCCACAAUUUUCAGACCAGAGUUGCGCUAGUAUUACUCGUGACCCUUGAAGUAACUUGAGCUCUUCGUUUUCUCACAGGGAGAGAGUUCAUAAAGUUCUUCAGUUUUUAAGUACCUAAAUGCAAGAAAUCUGGUCUUGCAUACGCAUGCUUAUGAAGUUUAUCUUAAAAAUUCGUAAUGACUUUUCUGCAUGAACAUAUAUAAUGAUUGCAAUGCUGUUAUCUGAAGAGUGUCGGAACUUGGCCGUUUAAAAGUUUAUCACUAUUACCUAAUUUUGCGAACGCGAUUGGAGAAUUAUUGCAACUCUGUUAUUUGAGUUUUUGUGAGACGUCAUAUACGAAUGUUGUUAACCUUCUUCAAAAAAUAAAAUAUUUCUAACAACCUCAUUUUGAAUAUUUUAAAAGUAAAUGCUAUGAGGUGAAUUUUAUGAGGAAAAAUGAAUUGAACGAGUGGUGAGCGAUGAUUUGGUUUAAUAUAUUAAUAAGGUGUUCCCAGAUCAACAUAUAUAUUGUGUGAUGAUCAAACUUUGAUCCCUUUGAUAUCAGUAAAAUUUCCAUAAAGUUGCAUCACUGUACGGUAUACACAUUCCGUGUGACGUUUCGUUCGUGUCAAUUUUUCUGAAUAUUUUGGGUUGGUCGUCGUCUUUGGUUAAUUUAUGAUCGUUCAAAAAACAUUAAAAUAAUGAAUAUAGUCUUAUUCAAGGAAAAAUCUUCUAAUCAAAAUUAAUUUCUGUAGACAACACCAUUAUAUUAAGGUUGAACAACUUACUGUAAAUGAAAGAUUAAGAUAUAUGUUAUAAAAUUCGUUUGGAGUAAACUUUCAGCAGUAAGGAGAUAGAUGCCAAAUAGAAGAAAUUUUAUAAAAAUAUUGUUACCACCAAUUGCGAUUCAGCAAAACGAAGCUGUUUCAAUAAAAUAAUCACACCGAUGAAUACCCUUUCCACCAGCGGAGCCGCAUCUACUGCCACACCCUCUUCAGAUGAAGCUGGUGGCGGUGGGGGUGAUGCUGAUGCGAGCUCUAGGCGACAGGCUACCAGAGUAUUUAAAAAAACUUCGUCUAAUGGAAAAAUCACAGUAUAUCUUGGGAAAAGAGAUUUCGUCGAUCAUGUUACACAUGUCGAUCCAAUCGACGGUGUUGUUUUUAUAGAUCCAGAAUAUGUUAAAGACCGUAAAGUGUUUGGACAGGUUCUUGCCGCUUUUAGAUAUGGCCGUGAAGAUUUAGAUGUGCUCGGUCUAACUUUUCGCAAAGAUUUAUAUUUGGCGCACGAGCAAAUAUAUCCGCCACAGCAGAAUGAACGACCCUUGACCAGAUUGCAGGAACGGUUAAUGAAAAAGUUGGGACCUAAUGCGUAUCCUUUCUACUUUGAAGUUCCUCCUUAUUGUCCAGCAUCAGUGUCUCUACAACCGGCUCCGGGCGACACGGGCAAAUCAUGUGGCGUGGACUACGAAUUAAAAGCAUUUGUUGGCGAACACAUCGAGGAUAAACCACACAAGCGAAAUUCAGUCCGUUUGACCAUACGCAAAGUUAUGUAUGCACCGUCCAAGGUGGGCGAGCAGCCAUCGAUCGAGGUAAGCAAGGAGUUCAUGAUGAAACCAAACAAAAUCCACCUAGAAGCCAGUUUAGACAAGGAGUUAUACCAUCAUGGGGAAAAGAUAUCCAUUAAUGUGCAUGUAGCGAACAAUUCAAAUCGCACGGUUAAGAAGAUCAAAGUAUAUGUGCGUCAAUUCGCUGAUAUUUGCCUUUUUUCAACGGCGCAAUAUAAAUCGGUGGUUGCGGAAAUUGAAUCGGAAGAUGGUUGUCAGGUACUACCUGGUUUUACACUGUCCAAAGUUUUUGAAUUGUGUCCAUUGCUUGCCGACAACAAGGACAAGUGGGGUCUCGCGCUCGAUGGUCAGUUAAAACACGAGGAUACAAACUUGGCGUCCAGUACGCUUAUAACGAAUCCGGCACAACGCGAAAGUCUUGGGAUUAUUGUACAUUAUAAAGUGAAAGUUAAACUAUUAAUUAGCGGACCAUUAUUAGGUGGUGAUUUGGUUGCAGAAUUGCCAUUUACGUUGAUGCAUCCAAAACCAGAGGAGGAGGAUAAUCCUUUGUUAAUGGAUAAAUCACCACGUCAGAGCAUACGUGAUGGCGCUUUGAAGCUAUUAAGUGGCGGUAUUAACGGUAAUGGUGCCGAUGAAACUCAACAUGCCGAGGUGCCAACUACCAAUUUGAUACAAUUGGACGAAGACGAUUCUCAGGAUGAUGAUAUAAUCUUUGAAGAUUUCGCACGACUGCGAUUAAAGGGCGCUGAAACUGAGGCCUAGGCAAUGCAACCACUUUCGUGGCGAUCCAUUGAUUCGACAUUGACCAUAAAUAUAAUAUAAAUCAUGUAAAUUUCAUUUGAAUACGUAAAUAGACAACCUAGAGCAGCGGAAGUUUUUGAAUGUCGGUAUUUUCUAAAUUUGUGUCCCCAUAAAUUGCCAAUUUAAGAUUUUUCUUUUUAUUUUUAUUUUUUUUCUUUUUUUUGUAAGUUUUGUAAGUGGUUUUCAACGUAAGAAAGCAGUGUUUAGAUUUAUGGUGCAAGCAUAUUGAAAACGCAAAAUCAUAAUAACUACUUUUUAGAAAUUAUGUUUAGUAUUUAAGUUGAGAAAGUAAUAAUUGUGCGAAUUGUAUGUUUAACAUGCAUAUUUCGUCAAUUAACAGAACUGGUAAUGAACUGAGAUUUUGAUAAAUUGGAAUAAUUGUCGAAGAAUGAAAGAAUUCGGAAGAGAGAUACUAAUUAUCGCGCAAAAAAAAAAAA
This is a messenger RNA of Ceratitis capitata (Mediterranean fruit fly), 3002 nucleotides long. It is a transcript of the gene krz, whose product is annotated as beta-arrestin-1. The record is from RefSeq and is a predicted model, not a curated record. Lineage: Eukaryota; Metazoa; Arthropoda; Insecta; Diptera; Tephritidae. Gene Ontology annotation, molecular function: G protein-coupled receptor binding. The transcript is spliced from 3 exons. Gene Ontology annotation, biological process: G protein-coupled receptor internalization; signal transduction. Bases 1147 to 2526 code for a protein of 459 amino acids. Gene Ontology annotation, cellular component: cytoplasm.